Molecule: messenger RNA, 1643 nt
Organism: Fusarium oxysporum Fo47
Lineage: Eukaryota; Fungi; Ascomycota; Sordariomycetes; Hypocreales; Nectriaceae
Product: major facilitator superfamily domain-containing protein
Exons: 7
Coding region: 6-1643 (545 amino acids)
Biological process (GO): transmembrane transport
Molecular function (GO): transmembrane transporter activity
Source: RefSeq, a predicted model, not a curated record
CAAUCAUGCCGCCUGAAGAAACCAUGUUGACAAUUGACGUCUUGCCUCCGGGCACGCAACGUAUCAAUGACUUGCAAGCCACUCAUAUCGUGCUGGCUCCUCGGCCAACUUCAGAUCCCAAUCAGCCUCUGAACUGGAGUCCGAUGCGCAAAACCCUCCACAUGGUACUUCUCUCCCUCUAUUCAAUGAUGAUGUUUUGCAUUCCAUGCAUGAGCGUCCCAUUCUGGCAGAACUUCAACGAAGAACUCGGCAUGAGCUAUGAUACACUGAACAAUGGAUAUGCAGCAAAUAUGGCAGGCCUUGCAACCGGCUGUAUCAUCUUUAUCCCUAUCGCCCUGCGCAUCGGCCGUCGACCGGUUUAUCUCUUUACAUCGUUGAUCAUGUUUGCUGCUGGGGCCUGGCAAGCUGAGACAUAUACUGUUGGGGAUAUGAUUGGUAUGAAUGCUAUCGCAGGUAUCGCUGGAGCUGUCAAUGAGGCCUUGUUCCAGGUUACGGUAACGGAACUUUUCUUCGUGCAUCAACGUGGCACAAUGAAUGGCAUCUACUUUAUGAUGGUCCUAGUAGGGAACUACCUUGGACCUGUCUACGGUGGCCAAGUAGCCGUGACAAUGGGUUGGCGAUGGGCAUGCUGGUCCGCCACCGUCUUCACGGGUAUAAUCACCGUCCUCAUGUUCUUCUUCCUAGAGGAGACCAAAUACAUUCCCGCACCACUCAACGGCCACGACCCUCGAGUCACCGCAUCCUCCCCUACCGAUAACGAGCUGUUCAAGGUUAACAGCACUGCGAAGGCACCCUUGCCAAACGAUUCACCAGCCAGCGUCGACUCUAUGGAGCAGCAGAGCGAUACAGUCGAGAUAGAUCACAGCAUUCCCAUGAAUUCUUACUGGAAGCGCCAUGCACUGUGGACAUUGGAUAAGCAUGAGUCCACUCAGAAACGCACGAUCUGGAGAGACAUUUACGAGCCCUUCCAGCUUCUUGCCAUAUUCCCAGCCGUCAUGUUCGCCGCGUUACAGUAUGGCUGGAGUAUUGCUAUGCUUGCGAUUUUGGCCGUAACGCAAAGCUCACUAUACUCUAUUCCCCCUUACAACUUUACAACUGCAGGUGUUGGAAACAUGAAUAUCCCUCCAUUCAUUGGUGCAAUCCUGGGAGCUCUGUUUGGAGGGCCACUUGUCGACUGGUCGAUUGUGCAGAUCGCAAAACGCCGCGGAGGUAUCUAUGAACCCGAGACUAGGCUGUGGCUAUUCUUGGUUCCAGGGCUAUGCAUGACUAUCGGAUGUCUGAUGUAUGGGCUCACUAUUGCAAAGGGAAUGCCUUGGAUCAUCAAUGCCGUAGGCUCAGGUUUCAUUGGUUUUGCCAUAGGAGGCGGUGGAGACAUGUCCCUCACAUAUCUUCAAGAUUCUCACGAGCAUAUUAUAGGUCCUGCUCUGACAGGCGUUGUUUUUAUCCGUAAUGUCAUUGCAACCGCUCUUGUCUUUGCCGUCACACCAUGGAUGAAUGGCAUGGGUGUGUACAACAUGUAUGUGGUCUUGGGCUGCAUUUCUACCGCCAUUGCUUUGACCUGUGUACCAAUGGUAAUCUGGGGUCGCACAUUCAGGGUUCGGUUGGCGGGCAAGUAUGAAUACUUCACCAAUAAGCAGUAUUAA